AUGGCUUUAGGUGCGCCUGCAUCGUCAGUAAAUGGCGUCAAGCUAGUUGACGAGGCCUUUAUCCGCGCGGCCAUAGACAAGUCCAACCUCAACGCUCUGCGCCUCGCGUUGCUCCAAGUUACGGGCGAUCCUGACCUGGCCAAGAUGCGCACGAAGCGACAUGCCAUCCGAGGCGGCGCCAUGUUUGCGCAUGUCAUGGACCCUGAAGACGUUCCAGCACUCAAGGAAAAGGCUGUGGCUUAUCUCUCGAAGCGGAAGGCCGACGAUGUUUUGCCUCUGCCGCCGUCCAAAGCCGAGGCCAGAAAGCUGAUGGAUGUCUUUGGCGACGAACCCAUUAGCGAGCGCGAGUUCAAUUACAACUACGAGGAGUUGGCAUACGAAGAGUUUCCUCGUCCAGCAAAAUGGACAGAAAAUAAGCCGUCUACCGACAAGAUUAACGCUUUCAAGAUUAUCGUUAUUGGCGGUGGCAUUAGUGGCCUCGCGGCUGCGGUGCAGUUCAAGCGACUGGGGCUCAAUUUCCAGGUCCUCGAGCGACAGGGAGGCGUCGGCGGAACUUGGCUUCUCAACUCGUACCCAAGUGCUCGUGUAGACACGUCCAGCUAUCUCUUCCAGUUCAAGUUCGUCAAAAACUACCCUUGGUCAGAGUACUUUGCCUCGGCAGGCGAGACACUAAAGUACCUCGAGGAUGUGGCUGAACGAUAUGACGUUAAAGAUCACUUUUGCUUCCACCGCGAGGUUGUGGGCGCUGUCUGGCACGAGGAUGAGAGUGAGUGGGAGCUCACAGUAAAGAAUCACGCCGAUGGCAACACGGAAACGCUGAGAUGCAACGCCGUCGUUAGCGGAAGCGGCCUGUUUGCCACGCCCAACGAGCCAGACAUCAAGGGCAUCAAGGACUUCAAGGGUCCCAUUUUCCACACAGCUAAAUGGGAUCAUACAGUUGAUUAUAAAGAUAAACGUGUCGCCUUGCUCGGCACAGGAUCUACGGGCACGCAGUUGACGCCAGCGGUGGCAUCCGAAGCCAAGACGCUAACCAUCUUCCAGCGCACGCCAAACUGGAUCAUGAACAUGGACGGCUACAAAGACCGCAUCGAUGACCACGUACGCUUCUUAUUCGACCGCAUGCCAUACUACUGGAACUGGCACUGCUACUCGGCCCAUGUCACGUCGCAACAGCUGCAGUACAUGCAGACGAACGAUUUGGAGUGGCAGGCCAAGGGCGGCCUGAUUAACGAGCGCAACGACCUGGUGCGCAGGAAUCUUACCGAUUACAUCCAGUCCAAGGCUGAAGGCAUUCCCGGGCUGCUCGAAAAGAUCCUGCCCAAGCAUGCGCCGCUGGUUCGCCGACUGGUUGUGGACAACGGCUUCUACGAUGCGCUGCGACGCGACAACGUCGACUUGGUGGCGGACGAGAUCGACACAUUCACUGAAAGAGGCAUCAAGACGGCCGACGGCGUAGAACGAGAAUUCGAUAUGGUCGUCCUUGGCACUGGUUUCAAGGUAUCGCAGUAUUUCUGGCCGUGUAAAUACGUCGGCCGAGACGGAGCAACCUUGGACGAGCUGUGGAAGAAGGACGGCCCGCGGUCGUAUCUCGGGCUCGUGAUGCCAGGAUUCCCAAAUCUGUUUGCCUUCUAUGGGCCAAAUCACCAGCCGCGCUCAGGAGGAUUCUAUUCCUGGGCUGAGAUAUGGUCGCGAUAUACGGCCACAUGCCUCAUACAUUUGAUAGAGAACGGCAAAACUUCCAUCGAGUGUCGCAGGGACGUCUUUGACCAGUACAACGUCAAGUUGGACGAGGAGGCUAAGACUCUCGUCUGGGAACAAGAGGGCUACGGCUACUACGUCAACGAGCAUGGCCGCCAGAGCGUCAAUGUGCCCUGGCAUACAGCUGACUACCAUGACAUGGUGACAAAGCCUAAUUUUGACGACUUUGAAGUCAGGUAG
Molecule: messenger RNA, 1938 nt
Organism: Ilyonectria robusta
Lineage: Eukaryota; Fungi; Ascomycota; Sordariomycetes; Hypocreales; Nectriaceae
Exons: 1
Coding region: 1-1938 (645 amino acids)
Molecular function (GO): N,N-dimethylaniline monooxygenase activity; flavin adenine dinucleotide binding; NADP binding
Source: RefSeq, a predicted model, not a curated record